Racocetra persica is the source of this 1750-nucleotide messenger RNA. The record is from the annotation of a GenBank genome assembly. Lineage: Eukaryota; Fungi; Glomeromycota; Glomeromycetes; Diversisporales; Gigasporaceae.
UGAACCAAAUGAUGAUUAUAAUGUUGACGGAGAAGCAUUUGAAGGGGGAUUUUUAAAAUGGGGAUUCGAAUUAGACAACAAAUCAGUCAAACUUACUGUAAUAGAUUAUAAUCCUAGAAAGAAACAAUGGAAUCCAGAUGAUAAAAAAAAGAGUCUGGAUAUUCUUCCAUCAUUUUAUCCUAGUGGAAAAAAUUUUAUACUACGUUGUGGAGUUCUUGAAAAUGAUGAUUUCAUUACGGUUACACGUAUUGGUGUAUUUAUCUGGACUUAUAAAACUUCUGAAAUUAAAAUGCAUUAUUAUUGGAAUUAUUGGAAUUAUCGUUUAGAGCAGUUCGAAUUUGAAAUGACAAAAUUUAAAAAAUUUUUUGAUGACUGGACUUUAGGAAGAAUUCUUCCUGCUUCAAGUUAUGAAACAAUCUAUAGAAAUUUAGAUGUUAAAUUCGGCAAAGAAGAAAUACAGCUUUUUAAAAAGUUUUUGGAAGAUAAUAUCGUCGAUGAAUUUUAUUUAACUUGCUACGGAAAAAUUCUCAUGGAAACAUUUAUUGAAUUAAAGGAUGAUCAAUGGAUUAGAUCUUUAGGCGGCAGCUGUAUCGAUAAAUAUAUACAAGAAGAUAACCAUUUGAUGUCUAAAAUUUCUUUAUUGAGUAUAAUUUUUGAAAAUUUUGAUGAAUUAUCAGAUAAUCAUCCUGCCUUUAUAGCAAGUACUUUAGCCAUGAUAGGAUUUGUAGUUCCUUCAAAUGAAGUAAUUACACACUCCACAUCUUCACAUAUUUCUGGCUAUGGAACAUACUGUCAUUUAUCUAAAACAUCGUUUAUUGAUAUAUUUAUAUCUAAUCUUUGGGUUCUUUGGAGUAGUUUUCAAAAAAGGUUUCAAAUUUGGUUUAAAAAUUUUCAAGAAAAGCAUACUUUUUUUCGAGAUUUCAUUAUAAAACCAAUUAUCAUGAGAAUUAUAAAACCAAUUAUCAUGAGAAUUAUAAAACCAAUUAUCAAUUUUUAUUCUGUGAGCUAUAGUACAACUAUACUUGCAGUUCCUCUACCAAACUUCGUUUCUUAUCCAAAAGAUUAUGAAUUUUGGAAAGAACUAUUGUUACCAAGAUUUAUUUUAGUUGCAUUUGCACACUCAUUACACAUUUUAUUACGUCCUGCUCAUGAUGUGUCCUUAGAAUCUCCAAGCUAUUCCACUGAUCCGAAUGAUCCGUGGAAUUUGGCUACACAUUAUAACGCUAUAGAGUCUAAUGGUACAAUUGAAGAAAAUGCUGCACUUAUUGAUCCUCCUACUACGACCACCAAUAUGUUUAUGAUGAUGAGCACAGCAAUAUCUGCCGUUUACAUUAUGCUAACAGGAGACUCAACACCAAUUUCUAACUGGGAUUUAGAUAGUAACCCCGCUUUACUUAUUUUAACAAUAUUAUUUUCUUUUGGGGCAACUAUUUACUUAAUGAAUUUGUUUAUCGGUGUGCUUGGUAAUGAAAUAAGUGAAACUCAAACAUGGGAGUCUUUUUAUGAAUGCCACACAAUUAAACUACGCGAGCAUAUAAUUGAUAUCCAAAAUAACAAAUGGUCAGGCUAUAAAAAGCCUUUCUUUUCAAAGGCUCUUAAUGAAGUUCUUUCACUCCCUGAAGAAGAACCCACUCUUACAGAAGUUGAGAAGUCUAUUGAAAAGAAAAUUGAGAAAACUAUAAAAGAACUGAAAGAACUGAAAGAUUCAGAAACUUUAAGGCUUACCGAACUCGCGCUUGAGUUGUUCUAA